AUGGCUUUGCAAAGCGAUUAUUCGGCAGCAAACAAAGAGGCUGUGCGGAUUAACGACUGUGGAAUCGUUGCUGAUUCCUGGAGGAAGUAUGUUGACAGAAAAAAUAUAGUCCUGCAGUUCCUCGGAAACAAUUUAAGCGUAGAUAUCUUGAAGCACUAUGAAACAAGACUGGAACUUUUGAAAAAAUCCUCUUAUUACAUAGAUGUCUUACCAAAACACAUGGUGCUGGGAGACCAGAACUUAUUCCAGCCUAAUGUUCUCUAUCAUUUGAUUGAUCCAUGCAAGUUCUUGCGGAUGAAGAAAAUAGGAACGACCCAGGUCAAAAUCCAGCUCUUGCUGCUUAGAGAAUACCUCAGUGAGCUGAAGUAUGGCCGCGAAGAGUUGAAGGUCAUUGCCAAAAUAUCGGACGUGACGCUGUUUCUCUUACAUUGGAACACGACCUGCUCCCGACUCGGUCACCUCUUCAAUACGUUGAAGAACUUCAUAUCCGUUCUCGUACCUGGCAAACUUUACGUGAAGCAUCACUUGAUGAGCGAUGCAAAGUCGAACAAAAUACCAGAACUCAGGGUGCUUCUGAGCACCAAGAUGCCCGUACUGUUUGAUCGCAGGGAGUCAGUGGCUUAUCACAACUCUGUGGAAUUGAAAUGGUUGGUCUUAGGGGAAGAGGCCCACCACGACCUCUACGAACUCGCCUAUAAACUGCUCGAGCCUCGUUAUUGCACGGAGAAAAAUCAGUUUGGGGUGAUUUCAGUAGAAUCGGGCAGUAUUGAGAUUGGAAAUCUCCUGCCUGACAGCUCGUACGAAUUUUCAAUCAGACGCGCAGAGAACUACACGCUAGUUUACUCGGCAUGGUGUGAUAUCAUGGUCCUGAAAACCAAAGCAGCAAUCCACCUACAGUACGUGGGGAAGAAAUCAUGUCACUUCACAUAG
This is a messenger RNA of Amblyraja radiata (thorny skate), 930 nucleotides long. Its product is annotated as fibronectin type III domain-containing protein 11. Gene Ontology annotation, molecular function: protein binding. The record is from RefSeq and is a predicted model, not a curated record. The transcript has a single exon. Lineage: Eukaryota; Metazoa; Chordata; Chondrichthyes; Rajiformes; Rajidae. Bases 1 to 930 code for a protein of 309 amino acids.